GAUCGUAAUUAGCGCGCCACAGAUAGUAAUUUUCAAUACGUCGGUAAACAACGAAUAACGUUAGCCGACGGAGCAAAGUGGGAUUCUCCAAGAACGGAAGGUUAAAAAGAUAGAAAAAUGUCAACUCUUCAAGUCAGCGUAUCAUAAGGAAAGUCGAGGGCGUACCGUGUCAAGAAAAAAGGAUAUCUAUAACGAAGAUUCCAUGUAUAUAAAGCGCCGUCAAGCAGGAAGAAACGCAACAGUAAGUAGAAUCCGUGGGAAACUAUCGAAUGGAACAAAGAAGAGUCACGAAACGUCAGGCGACUUAUCCGGUCAGGCGGCGGCGCAGCGUUUAGGAAAUUACAAUUUAUCGCACCAAGCUCAAGGUUGUCGCAUAUCGUUCGUGAACGGUGCGACAGACGGCACAACCGGUGAGGCAAAUUGUAUUCAUAUUCAAGCGUGGAUCCUCGUCGCAGCUGCGUUCUAACAAAACCGGCUAGUGUCGGAAGACUAUUUAACCGUAUCGGUUCAUUCGGAUCCGCACACAAAUGAGCGGAAAAACAAUAUCCUUCGUACUAUUGUCGUUGUUGGUCGCGUUGGCGAUCAUACAACUGGAGGCGAAGAUCCUGACCGAGUGUCAGGCAGUAGAGGAACUGCAGAGGGCAAAAAUCCCCAGAAGUUUGAUCAGCAACUGGGUCUGCUUGAUGCAAAGCGAGAGCGGUUUGAACACCAGCUUGGUUACCGGUCCGAAGACAGCGUCCAGCUACAAUUUCGGAGUCUUCCAGAUCAGCAGCAUGAAGUGGUGCUCUAGAGGACACACCGGGGGUGUCUGCAACAAACGCUGCGAGGACUUCGCCAAUGACGACAUCCAAGACGACAUCAGCUGCGCCCUCAAGAUCCAGCAGACGGAAGGAUUCAAGGCGUGGGAUGGCUGGCUGAAGAAGUGCAAGAACAAGCCCCUUCCGAACAUUGGAAAAUGUCUGAAAUGAAGGUGAACGUGGGAGCAAUUCGAAGUGCACGAGAGGAUGAGGAUCGCCGUUGCGUCAAUCUGGGGAUUAUCGAAAUUUGGGUGAUGGUUUUAUUAUGAAUAUGUAACUUUGUAUGAUUGUAUAUUACAUUGACUGAUGAUAUUGCUGAUUAACCGAUGACUGAGCUGAUGCAUGAAUUGGAAAACAAUGAAAUGUCAUGAUGACUGCGGUUGGAUUAUAAUGAGCGAGUUUAAAGGUUACGCGAAUGUGUAUGUGUAUAAUUUAAUAGGCGGUUCGGUGAUAAAUAGUUGAUAAGGUAUUUCUUUUUAUACAAUUGUAUCUACUUUUUUAUGUACUUCAGUGUAUAUAUGAACGAAAUACAUUACCCUGUUAAUCCGA
Molecule: messenger RNA, 1346 nt
Organism: Megachile rotundata (alfalfa leafcutting bee)
Lineage: Eukaryota; Metazoa; Arthropoda; Insecta; Hymenoptera; Megachilidae
Product: lysozyme c-1-like
Molecular function (GO): lysozyme activity
Source: RefSeq, a predicted model, not a curated record